AUGUCAAUUCAACUGAAGUGCUUUGCUCUUCGGAAGAAGCCCUCUAUCUCUGGUAAUCUUGAAUAUUUCAAGACCACCCUCUCCUCCUCAGCUUUCAUGCCAUUGUUGAUGAGAAAAGUGGAACAAGUACUUCCCAUGCAGAUAGAUGUCUCCAAAUCUUUCAAGAACACUUCUUCAAAGGUGUUGGACUUCUUGGUUUAUUCGAUGUUUGAAUUCGUCGAUCAAUCCCUGCUUCCAUCUCAGAGCAACUUUGGCCCGGUAGACGAGUUGGGAGGAGAAGUUGUUAUCACCAGCAGCAUCAGAGGGAAAAUCCCAGAUGAUUUUCCAGAGGGUGUCUACAUAAGAAAUGGACCAAACCCUCUAUUUGGAGGACUGAAAUCUACUAAAUCCAUCUUUGGAAGGUCAAGCCACAUAUGGAUAGAAGGAGAAGGCAUGCUUCAUGCUUCAUAUUUUAGUAAGGACGUCAGUGAUGGAAGCUGGACUGUCAGGUACAACAACAGACACGACGAAACUGAAACUUUCAAGCUAGAAAAACAGAGAAACAAGCCAUCUUUUCUCCCAGCUAUAGGAGGUGAUUCGCCGGCUAUUUUAUCUGCUUAUCUCCUCAAUUUGCUGAGGUUUGGCAAAGUGAACAAGUACUUGAGUAACACCAAUGUUUUUGAGCAUUCGGGGAAGUUCUACUCCAUUGCAGAAAACCACAUACCUCAAGAGAUUGACAUCAUCACAUUAGAAACUUUAGGAAAUUGGGAUGUCUCUGGAGCCUGGAACCGACCUUUUACCAGCCAUCCAAAGAGAGCUCCAGGCACAGGGGAGCUGGUCACACUGGGAAUCGACGCAGUUAAACCUUUCAUGGAGAUAGGAGUAGUUUCUGCUGAUGGAAAGGAAUUAAUUUAUAAAGUGGACCUCAAACUCGAUAGGUGCAGCCUUUGCCAAGAACUAGGGGUUACACAAAGGUACAAUGUGAUCAUGGAUUUUCCUCUAACUUUAGACAUAAACAGACUUGUCAAUGGAGGCCCCCAUUAGUAAAGUACAAUCAGGAAAGAUAUGCAAGAAUUGGUGUAAUGCCUCGCUUCGGUGAUGCAAGUUCAAUC
Prunus mume (Japanese apricot) is the source of this 1091-nucleotide messenger RNA. The record is from RefSeq and is a predicted model, not a curated record. NCBI's taxonomy places the organism in Eukaryota, Viridiplantae, Streptophyta, Magnoliopsida, Rosales, Rosaceae.